CUUUUCAAAUGGCCUCAAAACCCUCAUCCAUGUUCUAGUGGAUGUCCUUCAUCUAGAAAACCCUUACUAUAUAUACUAAUUUAAACAGUUAUAAUCAUAGGCAAACUGGUUAUACAUAUAACUAGCUCUCACAAACUCAGUGUUCUUCGUUUAGAAACCCCUCUGUAUCUUAUAUAUCAAAUAUCAAGCAGUAUAAAAAAAGGGUAACUUUACUAGCUAUCACAAACUCAGACUUCUUUGUGUGUGAGUGUGAGAGAGAGAGAGCAUGGACACCAUUGACAGUGAGCUCCAUGAACCCAUAUUACAAUCAAAACGACCAACACCAGUGACAGUGAGUUCUGAACUAGAAGAAACCCUAUCCAACACCGAGAUUUCAAACUUUAGCCGCCUAAAAUCCGGUACAUGGAUUGAACUGAAAACUCUCUUUCGCCUAGCAGCACCUGCGGUAGUGGUUUACUUACUCAACAAUGUCACUUCCAUGUCCACACAAAUCUUUUGUGGUCAUCUAGGUAAUCUUGAGCUCGCUGCUGCCUCUCUUGGUAACAAUGGUAUCCAAAUAUUCGCCUAUGGACUCAUGCUUGGAAUGGGAAGCGCAGUGGAAACACUAUGUGGGCAGGCUUAUGGUGCUCACAAGUUUGAAAUGCUAGGCGUAUAUCUUCAGCGAUCAAUGAUCCUACUCAUGUGUACUGGGGUCUUAGUUAUGUUCAUCUACAUCUUCUCCAAGCCCCUCUUGCUUGCUUUAGGUGAAUCAAGUUCCAUUGCAUCCGCGGCUGCAAUUUUUGUCUAUGGUCUUAUCCCACAAAUCUUUGCCUAUGCUGCUAAUUUUCCCAUACAAAAGUUUCUGCAAGCACAAAGCAUAGUGGCACCUAGCUCGUACAUCUCUGCAGCUACGCUAGUUGUGCAUUUACUAUUGAGCUGGAUUGUGAUUUACAAACUGGGCUGGGGAUUGUUGGGUGCGGCAUUGAUGUUGAGCUUUUCAUGGUGGAUCAUAGUGAUUGCGCAGUUUGUGUACAUAUUGGUGAGUGACAGGUGCAAAUACACAUGGACUGGACUUAGCUGGCAAGCUUUUUCUGGGCUCUGGGACUUUUUGAAAUUAUCUACUGCAUCAGCUAUCAUGCUAUGUCUGGAGACUUGGUAUUAUCAGAUACUUGUGUUGAUUGCUGGGUUGCUCCAAAAUGCUGAGAUUGCUUUGGACGCUCUCUCCAUUUGCAUGACCGUAUCAGGAUGGGUGUACAUGAUAUCAGUGGGUUUCAAUGCUGCUGCAAGUGUAAGGGUGAGCAAUGAGCUAGGAGCUGGACAUCCAAAAUCUGCGGCAUUUUCUGUGGUGAUAGUAACACUAAGUUCUGCCGUCAUCGCGGUGAUCUGCGCCAUCCUUGUUCUUGCCUUGAGGCAUGUCAUUAGCUAUGUAUUUACGAGUGGUUCAACUGUGGCUGAUGCUGUCUCAGAACUCUCUCCCUUCCUUGCCAUAUCUAUCAUACUCAAUGGAAUCCAACCCGUUUUGUCUGGAGUGGCUGUCGGCUGUGGAUGGCAAGCAUUUGUUGCGUACGUUAACGUGGGGUGUUACUACAUUAUUGGUAUCCCAUUGGGUGCAGUACUUGGCUUUAAAUUCGACCUUGGAGCUAAGGGCAUUUGGUCUGGGAUGAUAGGGGGCACUUUUAUACAGACUCUCAUUUUAAUUUGGUUCACAUUUCGGACAGAUUGGACUAAAGAGGUUGAAAAAGCGAAGUUGCGUUUGGAUAAGUGGGAAGACAAGAAGGAAUCUCUUUUGACGGAUUAACCCACUCUUUUCGCAUCAAGUUACAAGCCUUUGCGUGCAUGGAAAAUGGGAUCUUUUCCAACCGAUAACCAUCAAAGUGUUCAAUUUUCAAUUUUCAAUAAGCUCAUCAUGAUGCUUCAUGAGGAUCCUCACCAAAUUUGGUGCCACUGGCUUAGUCAGAUUAUUAACACUGCAUUGAAUUUCAAUUUCUGAUUUUUUGUUCUUGAA
Messenger RNA from Quercus robur (English oak), 1984 nucleotides. Its product is annotated as protein DETOXIFICATION 40-like. Lineage: Eukaryota; Viridiplantae; Streptophyta; Magnoliopsida; Fagales; Fagaceae. Gene Ontology annotation, molecular function: antiporter activity; xenobiotic transmembrane transporter activity. The transcript has 7 exons. Bases 266 to 1777 code for a protein of 503 amino acids. Gene Ontology annotation, biological process: xenobiotic detoxification by transmembrane export across the plasma membrane. The record is from RefSeq and is a predicted model, not a curated record. Gene Ontology annotation, cellular component: membrane.